AUGGAACCAUCGAGGCCUCGCCCUCGGACGAUACGUAUUGAAGAUGUGGUGAAGGCUUUGGACAUCAUCGCCCAGAGGUUGGGCGACGGCGAUCGCAGCUGCGAGCGGCUGCAGGCCUGGGCCGCGGAGGGCCGAGUCACGCCGGCGGGGCAGCGGCUCACGCCCGAGGCCGUGGCCGAGGGCAUCCAGCUUUGGCGGGCGAAGGCUGAGCCUGAGGCCGCAGACCGCCCGCCGCCCACGCCUUUGUCUUCCCGCAGGCCGAGCAAGCGUGAGGCCACGCAGGCUGGGACGAGCCAAGCCAAGGAGGCGGACGCCAGGCCUGAUGACCGGCCGAAGCGACGGAGGAGGCUGAAGAUCAUGGAGGAAAGCGAGCCCGCCGCUCAUUCUGUGGAUGUGGCCGUAGACAGGGAAGCCUGCCGGGCGCCGCCCAGCUUUGCGGAGCGCCAGGCAGAGAGGAAGCAGCGGGAGGCGCGGCUGGAGGAGCUGGCGGAGACGAGAUUUCAAGAGCUGCUGGCUGAAAUACAAGGUCACAUGUGCGAGAUCUUACGCCGGAGCAGUUCUGAGGCUUUGCAGGAGUUUCGUGAAAGCACCCUCACCGAUCCAUCAGAGCGGCGGGAGCUCUACAUGCGACUGGUGCAUCGACAACAGGCAGAGCUUCGAGCACCCAUGCAGGGCCUGCUCCCGCACCAGGUAGAAGGACUGGAGUGGUUGGUGUCGCUGUACAUCAAUGGCCUGCAUGGCAUUCUGGCGGAUGAGAUGGGACUCGGCAAGACCAUCCAGAGCAUCGCCCUGUUGCUGCACCUCCAGGACUCAGGCAAUCUCGGGCCGCAUCUCGUGGUUGCGCCCAAGUCCUGUCUCUCGAACUGGCAGGCUGAGUUUGAGCGUUUCGCUCCAGAUGCCUGCGUGCACCUGCUGGCGCAGGCCAAAGAAUCGGCAGCAAUUCUGCGGCCUGACAAGGUGAACGUGUGCAUCACCAACUACGAGCAGGUUUACCGCAACGACUGGCUGCUGCAGCGAGAUUGGCAGCUGGUCAUCGUUGAUGAAGGUCACCGCUUGAAGAACCCCGAGACGCUGGUGCAUGCCACCAUGGCCAAGCUGAGGUGUCGCAUGAGGCUGUUGCUCACUGGCACCCCACUCCAGAACAGUGUCGCAGAGCUUUGGGCGCUGCUGCAUUAUCUCCUGCCGGACUUGUUCACCGAGAUGCUGGACUUCAAGGCCUGGUUCGCCAAGCCCUUCAGAGGCACCGAGGAGAACGAGUACGACGUGCAGUUGAAUCCUCAGCAGGAGCAGGAGGUCAUAACCCAAUGCCACGCUCUUCUGGCACCUUUCCUGCUGCAACGCUUGAAGAGCGAGGUCCUGGGGGACAGUCUGCCGCCUCGCGUGGAGGUCACGGUGAGGGUGCCUUUGAGCGCGUGUCAGAGUGAAGCGUAUGCUGACCUCAAGAAGAAAACCAUCAGGUGGAUGGAAGACGACCAGAUUUGCAGCGAACAGGUGAACAAUGCGCUCAUGCAGCUUCGCAAGAUCGCGCUGCACCCGUACCUCUUUCAAGAUGAUUAUCCCCGCGACCGCAACCUCUUCCGGGUCUCCGGCAAG
This is a messenger RNA of Effrenium voratum, 1593 nucleotides long. The record is from the annotation of a GenBank genome assembly. Lineage: Eukaryota; Dinophyceae; Suessiales; Symbiodiniaceae.